UUUUUGCAGAGUACUUACAAGAAAAUUGUGUAGUUUCUCAAUACAAUAUGUCAGGUUCACUGAGAAAAAUGGCGUUGCUGAAAGGAGAAAUCGCACUCUCAUGGAUAUGAUCAGAAACAUGAUAAGUAGAACAAAUCUUUCAGAGUUUUUUAUGGGGUGAAGCACUCAUGACUGCAACUUAUAUUUUAAAUCGUGUUCCCAGUAAAUCUGUUCAUAAGACCCCUUUUGAGUUGUGGACUGGGCGGAAGCCUAGUCUGAAUCAUCUUCGUGUAUGGGGUUGUCCAGCUGAAGUACAGAUUUAUGAUCCUAAUUUGAAAAAGUUAGAUCCGAGAAGAAAUCACUGUUAUUUCAUUGGUUAUCCAAUGCGCUCAAAAGGAUAUCGCUUUUACUGUCCUACUUGUGGUACGCGAAUUGUUGAAUCUCAGACUGCUAAAUUUCUGGAAUUUGAUGUUGCUGACAAUAUUCCUUCAACAUCUCUUGAAAUAGGGGAGUCAUCUAAAGGAAUUUGUAUUCCUAUGUCAUUUUCAAGAGAUGAUAAUAGUAGUCUCCAUCCUACUCCAGUUGGUAAUGCUCCCAUUGUUGAUGAAUACAUUGCUCCCGAUAUCUAAGAUGACGAGGGUCCUGCUAUUGAUGAGGAACCUAUUAUUGAAGAAGGUUUUGUUGUUGAUGAGGGUCUUGUUAUCAGAGAAAUCUAAUUGUGGAAUAUGUCAUUCAAAAUAAUGGUCAAUAAAUAGAGGUUAUUCCAGAAGUACCUCCUAUAUGGAGAUCUCAAAGACAAAAGAUGUCAAUAAGGUGUGAUGAUAAAUUUAUUUACCUUGGAGAAGGUGAAUGUGAUCUUGGUCAUUUUGUGGAACCUCUUACUUUUAGUGAAGCACUUAAUAGUCCACAUUCUUCAAAAUAGAUAGAAGCUACGGAUGAUGAGAUCGACUCCAUGAAGAAAAAUGGUGUAUGGGAGCUAGUUUUAUUACCUGAUGGUUUCAAACCAAUAGGUUGCAAAUGGAUUUUUUAAGAACUAAAAGGGAUAAAAAGGGACAUAUUGAAAGGUUUAAAGCGUGUUUAGUGGCUAAAGGCUUUACUCAAAGAGAAGGUAUUGAUUACACUCAAAAUUUUCUCACAUGUUUCCACUAAAGAUUCAUUCAUAAUUAUUAUGGACUUAGUUGCGCAUUUUGAUUUAGAGUUGCAUCAAAUGGAUGUUAAAACUAUUGUUCUGAAUGGAGAAUUGAGUGAGCAAAUUUUUUAUGUCUCAAUCUGAAGGCUUCGAGGAAAAUGGAAAUGACAAUUUGUUUUGCAAAUUGAAAUGAUCCAUUUAUGGUCUCAAACAGGCAUCUCACCAGUGGUACUUGAAAUUUGAUAAGGUUGUGUCACUGUUGGGUUUCAUCGAGAACAAAUUUGACUAGUGUAUUUAUAUGAAGAUCAGUGGGAGACAUCAUAUUUUUCUUGUUCUUUAUGUAGAUGAUAUUUUACUUGCCAGCAGUGAUUUGUCAUUACUAAAUGAGACCAAAAAUUUUUUGUCUUCCAAUUUUGAUAUGAAAGAUCUUGGAAAGGCAUCCUAUGUUUUGGGGAUUGCCAUCCAUCGUGACAAGAAUCGAAAAGUUCUUUGCUUAUCUCAAGAAGCUUACAUUAAUCGUGUGCUCAAAAGGUUCAACAUGGAUUUGUGUAAAGCUGGUUCUGUUCCUAUUCUGAAAGGGGACAAAUUUACUAAGCAACAUUGUCCCAAGAACGACUUAAAAAGAGAAGCAAUGAAGAAUAUCUCAUAUGCAAAUGUAGUUCAUAUCUUGUUGUGAUCAUUGUAUAUUAAGUAUAUUUGCUUAAUGACAAUGAUAUUUUGUUGGCUUAAUUCUUAAGCAAAUUUAGUGACACUGACUUAUUUAUUAAGUUGUGUAUGUUUAAUUUCACUGGCUUAUUUAUUAAGCAUCGCGGUAUCAGUGAAAUUGAGGACUGAUAAGGAUAUUAUGUUAUUUUAAAUUGAUCACAUGUUGAACAUAAUUCCUUACCACACUACUAGACUUAUUGACCAUGUCGAUUUAAUACUUUGGUAUUUGUGAUUAUGAAUGUCUUUUGUUGAGUUAAAAACAAUAUGACUGUCAUAGUUCAUUAUCAAAGGUUAAAUUGGACCGGUAUGUUGAGAUGCUAUCAGAGAACUAUCAAUUUUUAAAGUGGCCACAAAUGUUUUCCUGUUGUUCAACCCAUGAGUCGUUUUCAAACAAAAUUAUUUUAAUAUAAUAUAUAUGUAUUAAAAUCAAUGUAGCCCAAGUGGGAGAAUGUUAGACUUUUAUUUGGGCUUACAUUAAAUUUUAUUGGUUUUAUUAAAACUUGGGUUGAUUGGAUAGUUCUUUGCUGUGUUAGCCCAUGUUGUUGGUGAUCAAUUGUUAAUGGGCUUAGCAUCUGUGUGUAAAGUCUAGGUGAAGCAGAAGUGUGGGCUUUUCUAGUUGACUGAAGCCUUUGAUGAGCAGGCCCAGCCCAACUAGGGUUUUGUAGCUAAGUCCCCUCCCUAACUCUAUAAAUACAUAUUGUCUCAUCACAAUUGUAUACCUUUUGAUAAUCAGAUAAAUAAACUGCUUCUGAUUUAGAGAUCUAGGGAGGAAGACUUAGUUGAUAGUAUUGCACUAUCAAAGUGGAGUAACUGCUGUGGAUCAAACAGAGAUAAUUGCUAUGGAUCAAUCAGGUACGCAUACCUAAUUAUUAUAUAUUAUUAUUGUGUUCUAUGUUAUAUACAAAUAGAUCUUGGGUUUAUUAUUAAUUUUUCUAACAAUGUUUCCUUAACUAUUUCAACAUCAAUAUUUAUUUUAUUUUUGGGUUAACUUAAGAACAUAUUUAAAUUAUAAGCUUUUUUAAACACUAAUAUAUUGCAUCCGAUAUUUACUUUUAAUUAUCAAAAUUAUAAAUUAUAUUAUUUAUAGGUACAUAAUAAUAAUCUCACUUAAUAACUAAUUAUAUUUUUUCUUCAAUUUUUAAUUGUAUCACUUUUAAAUAAAGUAAAAAAUACCUAGCAUAAAAUUUAGUAUACGUGCCUCGCACGUAGCUUUUUGCUAGUAUAUAUAUAUCUAACAUAAAUAAUUUAACCAUAAAUAAGUAUAAUUAUUAAUCAUAUCUUGUGACCGAAGUACAGUAUAUUUCUUCCCAUGUUGGUUCAAACAUAAAUUACAAAAUAAAUCACGAGAUUUUUAUUUAAAGCAAGAUUAUUGUAAAGUAUUCUGUUCAAACUACUUCCCAAUCCAACCUACUUUAUAGCAAAUGCACUUGUUGUUUGUUAGUGCAAUUAACACACAAAAGCAAAUCGAUAUAGCCAUGAAUAUGUAUUUUUUGAAGUGAUAAAUCGAAUUUACUAAAGAGAAAAAUUCCAAAAUCCAUAAAUCCAAAAGAAGAAAAGAAAAAGAGAAAGACUAGUUUUCUGAGAAUGAAGUAAAACUCUUCUUUUCUUCCUUUUUUUUUUGUUGCAUAGAAUGGUGGUGUGGGGGUAGUUGCACUACUUUUGAAACAAAUAACACCCAUUUAACUCUUUUCAAUGUGUCAGAUCAAAUCAAACACUUCCCAACUUUAUUCUACUCUUUAUAUGUGUAUGUAACAAUUAAUUAACCCCCCUUCUCUCAUAACUUGUUACAUAACACAAUAAUUUUAUAGAACAAGUGAGUGGAAUCAGUUAGUUCAUUUAAUGAUACCUUUAUUUCAACAUUAUUGUCUCAUUACAAACAUGAAAUUUUGUUAACAACCAAGUGACCAACCCAACCCCCUUCAAUCAAUAAAGAUGGAAGAAAAUUACCAAUUUACUGUGCGAGCAAUUGUCAUUAAGUACUUCAAAAGUCAAAAACAAGGAGGAGUGAGUGUGAAAGUGACCUGAGUUAAGAAAAAAUAAAAUAAAAUUAAUGGUGGUGAUAAGACAUGAAACUGUAUGUUAAAUAAAUAAAUAUAUAAAAGUGAGUAAAUAGAAGUAGGGACCACCAAAGAGUUGGGUGGGUGGUGAGACAGAGAAUCGUUUAUAGAAGACUGGUCAGAAAGAAGGAAAAAGCCAAAUAGGCCUAAAACGGCCUUCCUCUCUCUCUUUUCCUCGCACACUUUAUUUUUUUGCACUUCUUUUCAAAUUGGCCAAAUCCGUACUUUUUUCUCACCCGUCACCAACAAGGAAACCAAAAAAAACACCACAAAACCAUAUUAUAUAUAAAGGAGAGGAAAAUAAAGUCGAAGGAAUAAAGUUAAAAAAGAAAAAAUAAACAUGUUAAUUUGCUAAUGACAAUGUGCUUUUUGCUAGUUCCACUCUUGUAUAGAGACUAUAUAGACUAUAGAGUAAAGUAAUAAAGUGGUGUGGAAUUAGUAGAAACUAAUUACUGAGUACUAUUGCAAGUCAUUUUCACCGUUUCACUUUUCUUCAGGCCAAGUUAAAAGAGAACGACGAUGUUUUUCCUGAUUCUUACUUUCCAAACGACGUCGUUUCAGGCCUGUUGUCCUUGGAGUUAUUUUUCCCUAUAACAUUGGAAAACGAUCCACGGAGUGUCUCUUUCUAAUAAAUAAAAUUAAAUAGACAAAAUCAUUAUAUUUUUAAUAUUAUAAAGACACUAAGAAAGAAGUGCAUAAGCUCAGAUUUUCUCUGAACACAAAAACCAUACUUACUUACUCCAAAGAAUUUUCAGACCAACCCCCACAAAUUCUCUAUCUUUUCAUUUCUCCCCGUAGUUUUCCGAGAAAAUUAUCACUACCAAAUAUAAAAGUAUUAUGUAAUGUAAUAAAAACUUUACCGUUUCACUACACUUGUAGAGUAGAGUUGUUUGUUUCCUGGGAAAAACUCAGCAGAAACCAUGAUAUUUCCUUGUCUUUCUAUUCCCAUCUUCCGUUACUUGGCUCUUUAGUGGAAACCCAACCUUGAAAACCACUUAUUUUAGUUCGAUACGUCACCUGGGUUUGCUUUUCUUUUGUUUUUUUCUCUCCAUUAUCGGCACGGCAACCGAACUUUGACCGCAGAAUAUUUCUUUUGGUUUUACAUUGUUAUUUUUCUCUUUCUUUCUCGAAGCAUUUUUUUAUGGUUUAGGAGUCGUGGUGGAGGUUUGAUUUUCAACAAUGGCGGACCCAACUAAGGUACGAUUGGUUCGGUGCCCGAAGUGCGAGAAUCUUCUUCCGGAGCUAGCUGAUUACUCUGUCUAUCAGUGUGGUGGUUGUGGAACUGUUCUUCGAGCAAAAAUCAAACGUCAAGAUGGGGAUAAUUUGUCAGAGAAGUCAGACGAGGACAGGGUUGGUGGAGUUUCUGCAAAAUUGGAUAGUUGCUUGGAGAAUAGAGAAGUUGAUUUGUGUGAUGCUUCUAGUUCAGAAGUUAAGUUAAAUUCUGGUUCUUUGAGGCGUAACCAAAGUCACUGCAAGUCUGAAAAGGCUGCAGCUGAUGUUAAACCUGCUGAGCUUUAUAGGAAUCAAUCUAAGGUUACAGCUGAUGAAUGGGUCGACGAGAAUGGUGUUGAUAUGAACAAAAAUAGAGGUGAAGUGGGCAAUGUCCCUGGACGAGAAGUUGGGGAUCAAAAUCCAGAACUUGGUCCAACAAGCGCAUUCCGAAGAUCAGGAAGGAUGACAGAUUGGAAAUUUGGGGAUAGAGGUCAAAGAGAAGACUUGGGAAGGAAUCCAAGAGCUGAGGUUGAAGGGGUGAGGUUUUCAACUUCAAAUUAUCCUGAGGAGGGCCCAUCAAAUUACCAGAUGAGUGGUUCUCAUGGUCUUGGUGAAUCAUUGAAGAAACAUAGUGUCCCAGAUGGGCCUAGAGUUCCAUAUGUUGAUCAAGACCGAGCUGAGCUUUUGAAGAAGCUGGAUGAGUUGAGGGAUCAACUUAGCCGGUCUUGUGAUGUAGCUGACAAGCCUAAAGAGAAGAUUCCUCUUGAGGGAGUUAUGGUCCCUCCACCAGAUGCUUAUGGUGGCUCUGAUGCUUGGCUGCCAGAUGGUUCAUCAGGAUCUAAUAGGGGUUUUGUGCAGUAUGUUAGACCUGAUAAACAUGUGUCUGGAUCUCCUUAUUACAGUCACUAUGCUGAACCAUUUCCUUAUAGCAAUGGCUAUGAAAUGCCUGCUCAAAGUCUUUAUCCUCCAAUACAUUAUCAAAAUCAUGUUCCUGGAUAUGGAGAUCCUUUUGGAUCCCAAAUGGUUACUGGAGGUUCACGUCCCUUUCCUAGACAAUACCAACAUCCUUCUCAUCCAUACUUUUCAGGACAGUAUAUGGAGAAUAAUCCAGAUCCUUUUGAGCCAUACUCACACAAUGCAACAUUUCACCAACCUUCUUGCUCUUGUUUUCGCUGCUAUGAAAAGCACAAAAGGGCUUCUGCUCCUGUUCCACCCUCUACAUUCAGCAAUAAACGGUUUGCUGAUGGCCCUAGCAAUCCAAUGUUGUUUCACCAUGAAAACAAUGGAGUAAGUGGUCCAUCCGAUCCUAACAAAUCUAGGACAGUUAUGCAUUCAAAUUUGCAUGCUGUACAAUCCCAUACUAGGUGGCCAAGUGAUCUUAACCAUGACAUGGGUUGUGUUCGUAAUCGUGCUCGAAGGGUGAUGUUAGCAUCUGGUUGUCGUCGUUUCCAUCCUCUUGGUGCUGGAGCUCCAUUUCUAACUUGUAGGAAUUGUUUUGAAGUUUUGAAAUUGCCAAGUAAGCUUACGGGGAAGACUCACCACAAAGUGAGGUGUGAGUCCUGUUCUACUGUAAUGAGUCUAGUUAUCAUCGAUAAGAAAGUUGUUCUUUCUACUGAUUUAGAAAAAGUUCAAAAUGCCACAGAGGAUAACGGCUUCAAUGAGGCUGUUAACAACAGUACUUUAUAUUCGCAUCGCCAUAUGAACCGGACUUAUGCUAACUUCUCUUCAGAUGAUUAUGAUAAUUCUGGAUAUGAUUUUCAAUCAAUGGACAGAGAACCAGUUUCAGUUCCCGUAGGUCAUUGUGUGAACUCAACCAAACCUCAAGAGAUGCAAAGCUUUCAUUCAUCAUCUCCAUGUACCUCUGAGGAUGAAAACAGCCCAGAAGCUCCUAUGUGUACAAGAGAGGUUUCCAAUUCUGCUCAGCAUCCAAUCAAAACCAAUUCGCCGCCACCACCUGCUGGAUCUCCUUUGCAAGACCAUUUUGACUACUCAGCUAACAGUCAAUUGGUGAACCGGCUUGGGAAAGGAAACCGGAGUAAUCGUUCAGACCAAGAGAAGGUGAAACCAAGUAAAAUCACCUCCAGGCAGAAUUCUUUGAAAGAAGCAUCGCUGGCAACCGAGAUGGAGGUUUCAUUCAAUGAGUACUCUAAUACUGUAAUUUCUCAAGAUUCAGGGGAUGGAAGCAGAGGGGAUGAUCAGCCGAAAGCGAACAAGGGAGGUGAAUCUUUCUUUUCUAACAUUAAAAAGAGCUUUAGGGAUUUGUCAAGAGCUAAUCAAACCGAUGAUCGGGGAAAAUGCAAUGUUUGGGUGAAUGGACACCCCAUAUCAGACCGUGUACUAAAGAAGGCUGAAAAACAAGCUGGACAUGUCCAUCCUGGACAAUAUUGGUACGAUUAUCGGGCUGGAUUUUGGGGCAUUAUGGGUGGGCCAUGUCUUGGCAUAGUUCCUCCAUAUAUUGAAGAAUUUAAUUAUCCCCUGCCAGAGAACUGUGCUGCUGGUAACACUGGUGUUUUUGUGAACGGGAGAGAACUUCACCAAAAAGAUCUGGAUUUGCUUGCUAAUAGGGGGCUGCCUGCUAGUAGAGACAGAUCAUACAUCAUUGAGAUUUCGGGGAGAGUCCUGGAUGAGGACACGGGAGAAGAACUAGAUUGCCUCGGAAAACUAGCCCCCACGGUCGAAAAGGUAAAACACGGAUUCGGCAUGAAGCCUCCGAAAGUAGCUAUUUCAUCAACUUGACAGGAGCAUAAGCUAGAAGAGUAAAUUCUCAGUUCUUCCCAGCAUCAUAUACAUCAUUGGAUAUAUAGAAUAUGCCUUAUUUGCGUGCAAGCCUAGCCCCAAAAUUGUGAAGUUUUUGCCUGUGAUUAAUUUAAUUCAGAAUUCUCUGACUCUUGCAUUGCAAAUCCUAAGUGAUGGGAUGCCAUGUUUUGCAAUUAUACAUGUCAACCAUUGUUGUUUUAGAUCAUUUCUUUCUGGUUUUAGUUUGAGUUAGUUUUCUUCUAUAGGUGGUUUGGUUUGUAUCUCUUUUAUUUUUUCAAAUGUAUUAUUCAGGUUUAAUGAGGUAAUUCAGUAUCCUUAACUCUUUAAUUGUAUAUGGAUUAUUUAGUAAGGGAAAUAGGAAAAUGAUGUGGAUUUUGCGUUGGUGCUUUUACAAUCAUAAUUCACUGUCUUUGGUUUUUUGGCUAA
Cannabis sativa is the source of this 8265-nucleotide messenger RNA. RefSeq lists its product as uncharacterized. The transcript has 5 exons. Bases 5050 to 7818 code for a protein of 922 amino acids. Gene Ontology annotation, biological process: regulation of defense response to fungus. The record is from RefSeq and is a predicted model, not a curated record. Lineage: Eukaryota; Viridiplantae; Streptophyta; Magnoliopsida; Rosales; Cannabaceae.